Messenger RNA from Austrofundulus limnaeus, 2567 nucleotides. RefSeq lists its product as uncharacterized. Gene Ontology annotation, molecular function: nucleic acid binding; zinc ion binding. The record is from RefSeq and is a predicted model, not a curated record. Lineage: Eukaryota; Metazoa; Chordata; Actinopteri; Cyprinodontiformes; Rivulidae.
CCUCAGACACCACCUCAUAUGAGCACCGACCCAGUGAAGCAAGAGCCACCACGGCCACAGCCGAGACGGGUGACUGAAGCAGCUGCUACAAAGAGGGAACUCAGUAAAAGACAGGAAAAGCAAGGUGCAGCAAAAGCCCCCUGCCCCUCCACCUCUCGCUCAAAGACAGGGUACAACAGCUCUGAUGCUGUGGCAAAGAAACCGGUUGAGCUGCAGGAGGGAAAAGAGGCUCUGGAAUCACAGCAAGCAGCGUUAACUCAGAAGACCAAUGAGCUGACCCUGCCCAUGCUAGAGGUCGCAGGACAUGCAGGUCCAGCACUGGUGUUCCGCCCCUGGACAAAUGAGGUCAUGAAGGUGUACAUGCAGCAGCUACCGGACAUUGUGGAAGGUGGGGAAAAGUUCUGCGCUGCCAUUAAAAGUUUCUGCAUGGAGGUACAACCCACUUUCCCUGAACUGAGAAGACUGCUACUCUUUCACAUGGGCCGAACCAACUUUGACAAGAUUAAAGGCGACCUGGUGGGUGAAUACCGUGUCAUACAUCCGACCUUUGAUGACGCAGCAAACAACGACUACCGAGCUGCAUUGGACAAGCUGUGUGUCACCAUCAACCGAGUUUUUCCAAGAAAGGUUGUCAUGUCAAAAGUGAAGGCCUGUGUGCAGCAAAAUGCUGAAUCAACGGAGGACUAUUACUCUUGGCUGCUAGCUGUCCAUAAUGAGUACUCUGCAGUUGACGAGCCGUCAGACCUGGGUGACGUGAUGGGGCAUUGGGAGAGCGCUUUCAGACAAUAUUUCCUGAACGGGCUGUUACCGGAAGUCUUCGCAGUGUUGGACACCUGUCUCGACAUGAAAAACGCUCGCUUGGAGAAACUGCGCAAACAUGCCAGAUGCGCGUAUGAGAAGCUGGAGGAUGAAAGAGAGGCUGAAGAUAAGCUGAUAUCUGAGGCCCACAGGCAAACACAGCUCACACUGGCCCAGACUGUGACAAAACCAGCUGCUCGUUUCCCUCGCGGUCGAGGGAGAGGCUGUAGUAACUGGAAGCGUCAGCAGCCGGCAAAGAGACCUCCUCCAAAUUCCUAUUGUUACAUUUGUGGAGAUGCGAACCACUGGGUUAAAGAUUGCCCGAAGCGGAUCAUCAAAGGGGUGACGGAUGCCCGCAGCUGACUAAGUAUGGAACAGGGCCGGACGGAGCCUCCGGGGGGGGGGGACGCCAGAAGCACAGCCAGUCCAGGCUGACAGCAGGCUUUCUGCACCUUCUGAGAUAAUUGAAAACACACACACACACACACCAGCUGAUGAGAACAUACACACACACACGCAUGUUGGUUUCUGCUGAAGUCAACACAGGGGCCUCUGAAACACCUGCACACACACACAGUGUCAAGAGGGCCUGGAAUCCAGGAUGCUCACAAUUCUGGAAUCAAACGCAGGGAGUUUUCACCCCUACAAAAGCAAGACCUGGACAGGAAAAGGAGACAUCGGAAGAAGAACGAGGAUCGAGAGGCAAAGAGGUUGAGGAGGCAGGAAGAGAAUGUAAUGAAUUAAAGUAAUCAAUUUAAUGCUUACAAAAAAUGUAUGUAACCUAAGCAAUGAUGAUUCUUGACUGUGAUUUUUUAAUUGAUAUAUUAUGAUUCUUAUGAUUUGUGAUCUAUGAUUUUUAUGUUUUAAAAGAAAGAUGGUGAUUAGAGCAGAUAUAAAUUUAAAGAAAGGUUAAAGUAUACUCUGUAAAGUCAGUUUGCAUGUGUGUGUGGCAGUUCUUGUGAAGAAAGAACCAGGCGUUUCCCUAAAGCAAACAUACAGUAUGAACCUUGUGUAAGGCUGAGCGCUGCUUCCUCUUUCUAACUGUCAGAGAGCGCACACUUCCCCUUUCUAAACGGCCAGAGUGUCUCACUUCCCCAAUUUAACAAAUAGAAGUUGAACUUUGUGCAGCAAAAUGCUUCUCUGAGAUGUUGACACAACGAGGUGUGGACAUGGAUACCAUAUAAAAAAGUACCUAGCAACCCCGAAAAGAGGAAGUCAAGCAAAGUUGCAACAUUCUGGCAAGUACCAGGGAAAAACACAUGACACAUGGUCACACCAGAAAGGUGGGAGGCAAGCACACAGAGGAAGGAUAAAAGGCCGAGCUGAUCCACAGCAAAGGGUCUUCGUGUCAUCGGCUGGAGGAAGAACAGCGAAGAAGCAGCAGGACUCCAGAGCAGCAGAGCAGCAACCGGAUCUGAAGAUCAGUUCUCAUCUGGGCAGAAGCUGACCAACUCUCCUCCGACGAGUCUAAAAAGACCGAAGACCAGAAUUGGACCAAGCCCAGCUCUGAGAGAGAUCUUUUAAGACAACAUUCGGACCUCAUAGGGGUAAAUAACUGACUGCUCUAAAUUUGUCCUGCCUUCUCUGAAAUUAACAGAAUAUGUCACACUUCUUAAUCAGGAAGAUAGUUCAGCUAUUUAGAGUGCUUUAUUUUCAUCACCAUCAAUUAUUAAUCAAUCAAUUACCAAUCGAUAUAUUUAAUCUGUAUAAUCAAAUGUGGCAAUUCUUGCAAAUUCUAUUAAACUGCUUACAAGCAUCAUAAAGACAAA